AUGUUUCCCUUUUCCCAGUGGAUCAAUGACACCAUCCUGGUGCCCCUGGUGGAGGAGAUGGAGUCAGUGAGCACCCAGCUGAGGAGGAUGGGCUGCCCCGAGCUGCAGAUCGGAGAGGCCAGCAUCAGCAGCCUGAAGCAGGCGGCCCUGGUCAAAGCUCCUCUCAUCCCGACCCUCAACGCCCUGGUGCAGUACCUGGAUCUCACCCCAAACCAGGAAUAUCUGGUGGAGAGGAUCAGAGAGCUUUCCCAGGGCGGCUGCAUGAGCUCCUUCCGAUGGAACGGAGGAGGGGACUUCAAGGGCCGCAAGUGGGACACGGACCUGCCCACGGACUCCUCGAUCCUCAUGCACGUGUUCUGCACCUACCUGGACUCCAGGCUCCCUCCUCACCCCAAAUAUCCCGACGGCAAAACCUUCACCUCCCAGCACUUCAUCCAGAGCCCGGAUAAACCAGACACUUCCAACGAGAACCUGUUCUGCAUCUACCAGAGCAGCAUCAACCCGCCCCACUACGAGCUCAUCUACGAGUGCCACGUCUACAGCCUGCCCAAGGGCAGGAACAACAUGUUCCACACCCUGCUCAUGUUCCUGUACAUCAUCAAGACCAAGGAAUCCGGGAUGCUGGGGCGUGUCAAUCUGGGAUUGUCGGGAGUCAACAUCCUGUGGAUCUUCGGGGACUGACGGAUCCCUGCUCCGAGACAUCCACGUGGUCGGUUUAAACCCGGAUCAUUUAAGCUCAGCUUAAAGGGGAAGCGCCUGGAAUUCCUGCCUGGAUUUCUUCCCGAGGCAUCCCAUGGAAUAUUUCCCCUGGGAACGAGCUCCAGGCAGGAUUAGGAUUCUCCUGCCCGCUCCUCGCCUGAACAGCCCGGCUUAAGCUGAGCUUAACUGAUCCAGACUAAACCUGGGAGGGUCGUGCACAGCCACGGAUGAUCCAACACUUGGGAAAGACCCUGGGACGCUCCAGGAUCCAAGAAAUCCCAGCUGGGCACGAGGAAAUCCAGACCAGGGGGGGUUUAGACUCGGCUUUGCUUUGUUUUAUUAUAAAAACCCCACAACUUUUGCUCCUGGUCGUUGGUGUCAUCAUGUCUCUGACCCCACAGGGUGUCCCUGUAAAUCAAAAAACCCCCUUUUGACUCGCUGGGUUCAGCAAAUCCCAGUUUUUUUACUUAUAUUUUAAGUUUUAUUUUCUUUUUCUUUUAAGUUAAUUGUUUAGUUCCAAACCAGCUCGGCCUCCCAAGGGGUGCCUUGGGAUUUAAUUCUCCUGCUCCCCUUUUGUUCAUUAAUUACCUCUUUUUUUAGGGACUGGGAUGUGGCUGGGGCUGGGAAGCCAAACUUUUUUGGGGGGGAAAACCAAAAUUUCAGAUUUGUUUCCAAAAAGGCCUCAAUUGAUGUUUGUUUGCCAAAUUCCCACUUCAGUUAUUUCGGGCAAAGGUGAAUUUUGGGAGCGAAUGUAGGACCAAAAACCCGUGGGAUCACUGGAGUGUGUUUUUUAUGGAGGUGGGAAAAGAGGGAUUUGUGGAACUUUGUGCUGUUUUUUGGGGUGUGAACUGAUGGGUUUUGGUGACUCUCUUCUGGGGGACCCGGGUUUUUCCAAGGAAUGGGACCAAAGUGGCUCGUUUGGUUCCUGAAUUAAAUGAGAUCGUUUUAUCAAA
Neopelma chrysocephalum (saffron-crested tyrant-manakin) is the source of this 1652-nucleotide messenger RNA. Its product is annotated as transmembrane protein 209-like. The coding region runs from base 1 to 681 and encodes 226 amino acids. Lineage: Eukaryota; Metazoa; Chordata; Aves; Passeriformes; Pipridae. The transcript has 7 exons. The record is from RefSeq and is a predicted model, not a curated record. Gene Ontology annotation, cellular component: membrane.